GACGUUCAGUCCCGAGACUCCGGUGGACCAUAUCAAAAUUUAUGUCGUUAUGAGCAUCUGAUCUUUGGAUCAACACUUUUGGUCGCUUUCUAUUCAUGUUAUUCAUGGCGUUUGCUGUAGCGCUCAACAUCGAUUUGACCGUCGAACACCGAAUUUUCGUUCCGAUAUCACUCCUCGUGGUUCACAGGAAAUGUUCUUGACGACCUCAGCUCUCUGCUGCUGGAAGCCUUCUCCAAUGAACCGCAGAAAGGUCGAAAACGUCUAUGUCGUCAUUGACACCGAUAUCGAUGACGUGAUUGGCAUGAGAGGCAGAAAUUCAAACUUUGAUUUUGAAAGCUGUCCCGUCACAUCUUCAAUUGCAACUACCAUGGCCCCGCUCACUCAUCCCUCUAUCCAAGAUGGCUGGUUCGGUAGCGAUGGUGGUGUCGUUCGAGAAGUGUUAAAGCACGACUCGGCUGUAAUCCGAGCAUCCAAGCAGUAUCUUCCCCAUGUGUCCUCUCUUCUUUCGUCUGCGAAUGUGACUGUUUCAUUGGAGACGGUUUCAAGUUCCUGGCUGAGCAUAAAGGUCGCUAUGACGCCAUUAUCACCGACUCUUCGGAUCCUGUUGGUCCUGCAGUCUCUCUUCCAAAAGCCCUACUUCCAGCUUCUCCACGACGCCCUUGCUCCCGGUGAUGACAUCUCCACUCAAGGAACAUGUCUUGUUGCACCUUCCACUCAUCUCCCAGCUUAUAUCAAUGACACUCGAGAUUUUUCCUGUCUCCCAGUACGGCUACACGACCAUCCCCACCUACCCUUCUGGUCAGAGAGGCUUCAUAGUCUGUUCCAAGGAACCUGAUCGUGACUUGAGCAAGCCCCUGCGUAAGCUCAGCGAUACGAGGUAUUACAACAAUGCUGUCCAUACGUCUGCGUUCGUCCUCCCUAUGUUUGUUAGCGUCUUUCUGUCCGAGGGCAAGAACGUACA
Messenger RNA from Guyanagaster necrorhizus, 961 nucleotides. RefSeq lists its product as uncharacterized. The coding region runs from base 191 to 835 and encodes 214 amino acids. The transcript is spliced from 3 exons. NCBI's taxonomy places the organism in Eukaryota, Fungi, Basidiomycota, Agaricomycetes, Agaricales, Physalacriaceae. The record is from RefSeq and is a predicted model, not a curated record.